This is a messenger RNA of Arabidopsis lyrata subsp. lyrata, 3706 nucleotides long. Its product is annotated as TORTIFOLIA1-like protein 2. Gene Ontology annotation, cellular component: microtubule. Bases 1108 to 3570 code for a protein of 820 amino acids. The record is from RefSeq and is a predicted model, not a curated record. Lineage: Eukaryota; Viridiplantae; Streptophyta; Magnoliopsida; Brassicales; Brassicaceae. The transcript has 8 exons. Gene Ontology annotation, molecular function: microtubule binding.
UUUUGCUUGCAGGUGGUGAUUUAUUUUAAUUGGACUAUUGUGUGCGUUUCUGACUGCGUCCUGGGGAGACCAUAACCUGAAAAUUCAUUUGAUCUGCAGUAGAACAUAAUGUUUUAAGUAUGGCUUCACUUUCGAAUGCUCAUGAUUUUGUCUCUUCACAUGUUUGCUUAUCUUUAUAAUGAAGCUCGUCUGACACAUUUAGGUGAUAGUAGUGCCAUCCUCUCAUCAAUAAAACAAGCAAAAAUGAUUUGUUGUUGAAGGGUUUUUAGCUUUGGGUAACACCAUGUAUGCUUUUUUAUGGAUUUUUGAAGUUGGAGAAGAAAUGUUUAAACACUAACAAUGAUAUUCUUCAACAAUGAUUGUUCAUUGUUACGUUAUCAGCUCAAAAUGGAUGUUGGCCGUGCUGCUUCAAGAAGCGAUUUGUCGACAGUGCGGGACGCACUUGAAGUUUCUGCAGAAAUGGUCAAGAAGGAUGCCAAUAAUGUUUCAGACUAUGUUCAGCGUCAUCUCAACAUUUUAGCUAUAAAUUGACAUUGAUUACCUCGCUUUAGUUAUUUAUUUCAAGCAGAAUUACAUGGACAAAACAAAAUGUAAGGUGACAACAAAAUAUCUGGCCCAAAAAAGGCCCAGUGAUCUCUGAAAACAUGCGGUCAUGUCAGGUAGAAAAAAAAAAAAGUUAGUUAUUGCGGUCAAACUUUUUUUCCUCUUUUGUGUUUAAAUUUCCAAAUCUCAGUGUACCCCACACACAAAAUUCGAAAAACCUCGCAACGAGCGCGAGAUUCAAAAAUCAAAAUCAACAACACGCGAAUCAAAGGAAAUUGAAUCACACGCGCCUCUCUCCUCGAACUCCGUCUCUUUCUCUGCUAAAAAAACACUUGGGGCUUCGCGAAACAAAGCAACUCUCUCUCUCUCUCUCUCUCUCUCUCGCUCUCUGCUUUUGAAUCUCCGUUUUAUUUCUCUCCACCACCUGAGAGAAAGCAGAGAUUAUCUUCAUGGCUUCUCAAUCAUUUCGCUCACCAUUAUCCUCGUGAUGCUUCAGAGUAUUGUGUUUGAGGAUUCAAGUAGCUUAAAACUAAUGUGUGAAUAGAAAAAGAGAGAGGAGGAUUUAUGAAGACCAACAUGCAAGUAAAAGGAAGAGGAGGAAACAUGAAGGCUAAUACACAACAAGUGAUUUUUGAGCUGAAGAAGAAGGUUGUUACUGCAUUAAACAAGUUAGCAGAUAGAGAUACAUAUCAGAGAGGAGUUGAUGAGCUUGAGAAAACUGUUGAGCAUUUGGCACCGGAUAAGAUUUCGUGUUUUCUCUCUUGUAUAUUGGAUACUGAUUCGGAGCAGAAGAGUGCUGUUCGGAAAGAGUGUAUUAGGUUGAUGGGUACUUUAGCUAGGUUUCAUGAGGGGCUUGUUGGUCCAUAUCUUGCUAAGAUGGUUUCAAGUAUCGUUAAGCGGCUCAAGGAUCCAGAUUCUGUUGUGAGAGAUGCAUGUAUUGAGACAAUGGGUGUUUUAGCUUCGAAGAUGAGUUGCUAUGAAGACCAGAACUAUGGGGUGUUUGUUUCCUUGGUGAAACCGCUUUUUGAAGCCAUUGGUGAUCAGAAUAAGUAUGUGCAGUCAGGUGCUGCCUUAUGCUUGGCCAGAGUCAUUGAUAGCAGUCCUGAAGCUCCAGUUGCGAUUAUACAACGCAUGUUAAUGCGGACAGUAAAGCUGCUCAAUAACUCACAUUUCAUCGCAAAGCCAGCAGUUAUUGAGCUUAAUAGAAGUAUCAUCCUGGCUGGUGGGGCAACGCCGAAGGGUGUGUUGUCCUCAGCAAUGUCUAGCUUUCAAGAUGCCCUUAAAAAUAAGGACUGGACUACUCGUAAGGCAGCUUCUGUAGCACUUAUGGAAAUAGCUGCUACUGGUGAAAAGUUUCUUGGACCUCUGAAGGCUUCCUGCAUCUGCUCUCUUGAAUCAUGUCGCUUUGAUAAAGUGAAACCAGUGAGGGACUCAGUUAUCCUUGCCUUGCAAUAUUGGAAAGGUGUCCCUGGGUGUGAUAGUCCAGAGCCAUCUGAAACUGGAUCCUCUGUAAAAGAAAGUUAUAAUGGAGCUCGAGAGAGUAGUGAACUUUUCAGCACCAGUGACUCUAAAGUGAAGGAUGCCACGUCUAUCAAAUAUGUAACGGAUUUGGCAAGGAAAAAGGUUCCGGUUUCUGCCAGGCAACCACCUACACGUUACAAUGAGGACCCUCGAAAGUCUAAACAAGAUAAUUGGCAUAUUGACAUUGCAGUCCCAGAAUCUUCUAUUGUCUCCAAGGUUGAUCUUCACAAUGAAGAAUCUGAAGGCAGUUGCAUCACCAAGACGUUUGCAGAAGCGACAACCACGCCAGGAGUGACAUAUGAGUACAUUCCAAUAGAGGAUAAAGCAGAUUGCUAUGUAACAGGCGGAGUCAAUGAAAAUGAUGAUAUCAAGUCUAUUACAGUUUCAUCAAGCAGUUUCAGGGCAAGUGGUAUGGGGAAUCCCGCCAUAACGAGUAAGCAUUUUCCAGGUGAAGAAACUGAUUCGGAAGAGCAGCCAUUCUCAACAAAAGUGAAGGAUCGUACAAGCCUUGACUCUUCUGUAACAGUGUCAAGCUCUCAAAUCAAUCAUGACUGCUGUGCUAAGAUUGCAAAUGAAAUGGCUUCUGUACGUAAACAACUCUCAGAUAUUGAGGAUAAACAGUCACGUUUGAUAGAUCAGCUACAGGCCUUUUCAACAGGAAUAAUGAACAACUUUUCGGUUCUUCAAUCUAAGGUGUCAAGCUUAGAAUAUGCAGUUGAGGGGAUAGCUCAGAACGUUGUCUUGCAUUCAGAUAUAUCAAACUCCAAUUUUGUGAAGCACAACCAAGGUAGUACCCUGUCACCAAGGCUCUCUAGUUGCACUUCAAGAACUUCUACAGAUAUCCGCAAUCGGCAAUCUACAUUAUCCACUUCCAAGUACUCAAUGGCAAGGGAGAACAAAACACAUAUAAGAAGCAGACUAAAUGAAUCACAUGGCAUGGAGAAGACACGGAGUAAUCCUUUAGGUAAGACUGGUCAACAACAUACUAGAGAGGACAUUUGGAACAACAUUGGACAGGGAAGACAAACAUUGAUCCAGACCCGGACAUCUUCUGAUUCAAUUCAAAGCAUAAGACAACAUUAUGCGGAGGUGAUGAGUGGAUCAAGAAAACCGGUGACAGGUGUUUCUUGUGAAGAAGUGGUUGAAUCAGAGUAUCUAGAUGUGCUUUCUUCUGGUGAUGAGCUUGCGCUUGUUGAGCUUCUUGACAGAACUGGCCCUGUGCUGGAGAGUAUGUCAUCACAGACCAUAAAUGAAAUUCUCAGUAUUCUCCUGUCAUACCUCCUCGAACGAAGAUUCAUGAAUUCAAUACUUCCUUGGUUGCAUCAGGUCGCUGACUUGAGCACUACAAAUGGAGCUAACUAUCUUAUUCCAUCUGCGAGAAAGAGAGCUCAAGUGUUGUCUGCAAUUCAGGAGGCUUCAGGCAUGGACUUUUCAAAUCUUGCUGAGAGGAGAGCAGUUACCCAGAUAGCAAUGAAGUUGCGCAAACUAUGGGGAAAAUGCUCUUGAUCAUUAUGGUGUGCUGAAGUAGACAGAUGUUUCUCCUUAGUUGAAUUAAACUUGUUGAGAAAUUCUACUCCUUCCUUUGUUUUCCACGUGUGUACCACAUAUGAAAUCAUUUGGAUUAUUCAAGUAUGUUUCGAAA